Messenger RNA from Kluyveromyces marxianus DMKU3-1042, 255 nucleotides. It is a transcript of the gene MDM35, whose product is annotated as Mdm35p. NCBI's taxonomy places the organism in Eukaryota, Fungi, Ascomycota, Saccharomycetes, Saccharomycetales, Saccharomycetaceae. The record is from RefSeq and is a predicted model, not a curated record. The coding region runs from base 1 to 255 and encodes 84 amino acids. The transcript has a single exon.
AUGGGUAACGUGAUGAGUGCUAGUUUCGCGCCAGAAUGUACCCCCUUGAAGGAAAAGUACGAUAAAUGCUUCAAUUCGUGGUACAGCGAGAAGUUUUUGAAAGGUCUAUCAGUAGAAAACGAAUGUCAGAUCGAAUGGUACGAGUACAUGGAGUGUGUCCAGGCCAGCUUGGUGAAACAAGGUAUCAAACCAGCCUUGGAUGAGGCUCGCAAGGAAGCCCCCUUCGAGAAUGAAGGCAAACCCGUAAACGAGUAA